AUGUCGCUGUGGUAUCCGCCCCCUCUAGGUGGCAGUCUGCAAGCAAACCCCUUGACAACGCAGGUGGACAACGAACUCAACUUUCCCAUCGGAUGCUGUGAUUCUGACGGCAGGCCAACACUACCCUCUCCUGGAGACUGUCGUGGCCAUCUCAAUCUUCUGAACACAGAAGAAGGCCGUCCGCAGGUAACAUGGGAACCAGGCCAGGACGCAUACUUCCAGCUGUCUGACUACACGUACACCGCUGAUGCUCCAGGAUCAACGCACUAUGGCGGAAGCUGCCAGAUCGGCUUCUCUGUGGACAGAGGCCAGACCUGGAAAGUCGCAGCUUCGUACCAUGGGAACUGCCCCCACCGACAAGAGAACGAUCCCCAGGUCUUCCACUUCAAGGUUCCUCUGAACAUGCCAAGCGGGCCAGCUGUCUUUGCUUGGAUCUGGCUGAAUCGAGAGCACGAGUCUUUUAUGAACUGUGCCUCAGUCUAG
Alternaria arborescens is the source of this 483-nucleotide messenger RNA. RefSeq lists its product as hypothetical. Lineage: Eukaryota; Fungi; Ascomycota; Dothideomycetes; Pleosporales; Pleosporaceae. The transcript has a single exon. The record is from RefSeq and is a predicted model, not a curated record. Bases 1 to 483 code for a protein of 160 amino acids.